Messenger RNA from Seminavis robusta, 2703 nucleotides. NCBI's taxonomy places the organism in Eukaryota, Bacillariophyta, Bacillariophyceae, Naviculales, Naviculaceae. The record is from the annotation of a GenBank genome assembly.
AUGUCUCCUAUUACGGAAUCUUCCGCCACUCGCAUUCGGUACAACCAAGACGGUACUCGGAGACAAGGCAAGCUAUUGACUCUUCAAGGUGUUACCAAUAGGAACGUGGACGGUCAAGUAGAGAUUGAUCAUGGGUAUCUCUAUGUUCACGUCGCAUCCUUCCUGGCUUGGAAGCACGCGCAGGAACGCAAUGGGGUCAUACUACCCUCUCUGCCACAAGUCCUGGGUGACUGCGAUUUCGAUUGGUCCUUGGAAUCCAGAGAUACCCAGUUCUCUCCUGUGCAUGGAGUACGAGCCUUGGUCGCAGCCACCACCGAUCCAACACCCAAAGUGACUCAUACUCACAACAACAACAACUAUACCCAUACCCAUGCUACUGGCAACUAUACCCAUACCCAUACCAUGACAAGUCCUGAAGCACAACCGCAAGCAGAAGAAGACUGGCAAAUGCCCUUUGGCAUUGUGGGGUCCGUCUAUUCCAGUGUCACGCUACCAAUAACGGCGUUUGGACAAGGAUUCAGUCUUCCUCAAACCAGCGGCGGAGCCAUUAGUGGAGCGUUGGAAUCGGCGCCCUUUUUCAGUCGGACCAUCCCCACCAGUGUGGCCGAUGCCAGGGCCGUCAUGGCGUACUAUCACAGUCAAGGUGUCAGUCAUAUUGGAUGCAUCCAUGUCAAGGAUGCCUGGGGGAACUAUUUCAAUACCGAUUUGCAAAUUGAAGCCAAAAAAUUGGGGAUUAGCAUUGUCAGCUUUUCCUAUGAUCUCAAUAAUCGAGAGAGUAUACUGUCGGCCCUGGAGCAACUCAAAGACACGGGCCGAAGGCAUAUCUUUGCCAUUAUGUUUGAUUGGAAAGCCAUCUUGGAAGUGGCGUUGGAUCUUGACAUUAUUGGGAAUCCAGACUAUGCAUGGAUUGGGGCCGCCAUGAUUGACUGGACGUCUCCCCAAUUGCAGUUUAAUCGGCACAAUCCCAAGGAACAACGAUUGGCACAGGCACUGAAUGGAGUGGGAUCACUGGUAGUCGAUGGAGGCUCCAACACGACCGCCUUUCACAGUGUCAUGCGGGAGUUUGCCAACAAUCCAGCAUUGCAGCAAGAGUACAUUCAAUCCUAUCCACCAGAAGAACAGCACAUGUUUGACAACUUUACCUUUACAACACCCCCCAUUGAUCAGUAUCAGAACUUGUUCUAUGAUGCCACAUACAGUCUGGCCAUUGCCGCAUGCCAGACACCGGGGCUGUUCUCCGGGGAAGACCUCUAUCAAACCUUGAUCAAUCUAAAAUUUGAAGGCGUCACGGGUCCCAUUGAGUUUGACAACAUCACGGGCACCCGAAAACCACACACCACCCGCAUACGGCUGGACAAUGUGUUUUGGAGCGAGGAACGAUCGGACGACAACUACAUUCGAUUCGAAUCGCGGCUGGCGGCCAUGGCCACACAAGGCACACUGGAGCACUACCAUCCGUGGAUCUAUAAUGACAAUACCACCAACAUUCCUCCUUCACUUCCUCCCUUUGAUCAUGAUUACAACAUGAUGCCUUUGGCUGUUCAAGUCAUUGGAUGGCUCCUGGGUGGAUUUGUCAUUUGCUUGAGCUUGAUCAUGAUUGGUUGGACCUGGAAGAAUCGAAAAAUUUAUGUGGUCCGAGCGGGACAACCACAAUUCUUGUCGCAACUUUGUGUGGGGACGCUGCUCAUGGCACUGGCAGUCAUCCCCAUGAGUGCACAAGGAAAACACAGCAAUCCCCGCUUGGACAUGGCAUGCAUGACAUCUCCAUGGCUCAUCUGUCUGGGGUUUGUGAUUGCCUUUUCGGCAUUGUUCUCCAAAACCUGGAGGCUCAAUCAACUCAUGAAGUCAGGCAUGUCGAUGAAAAGAAUCACUGUAGAGGCCAAGGAUGUGCUUUGGCCCUUUGUAGGUCUCGUGACAAUCAAUGUGGCCAUGUUGCUGGGAUGGAGUAUUGCGUCCCCACUCAGAUAUACCCGUGUGGAAGCGAGCAACAAUGUGGAUGAAUAUGGGAGGGCUCUGGAAUCCUAUGGCCGAUGCCAAAGCCAAGACACUACCUAUGCCUACUUUUUGAUCCCAAUGCUGCUAUUUGAUCUUCUUGCUGUGUUGGGAGCAACCUACCAAAGCUAUGUGGCCCGCAAUCUGCCGACAACACUUUCGGAAUCUUCCUAUCUUGCUCUGGGCAUGGCCAGUCUCUUGGAAUCCCUCCUGCUAGGUGGGCCAAUCUACUUUACAGUGGUGGACAAUCCCACGGCAUCCUACUUGGUUGGAUCUGCACUUUUGUGUAUCAUCAGCCUUACUAUUCUACUUCCAGUUUUCCUCCCCAAGUAUCUUCAUCGCAAACAAUCAGGAUCAGGUCGACCUGGGACUUUGGUUUCCACGCUAGACAUUCCCAGCGCCCCUGUUUCCACCCUGGCAAGACAAAAUGGUGUAGCAGAUCUAACCGACGCGUCCACCCGCAGCACCCCAUUUGGUUCUCACGAGUCCAAAGCAGGGUUCAUGUUUAUUACGCGAAUUCAUGAUACUCCUCCGAUUCCAAAGAAAGGGAACGGCCGACCCCGUCAUGGUAGUACCGUUCCUGCCUCCAAAACGGGGCCGAUGGACGCAUCAUCACAAGCAAACGAAACAACGUUUACCAGACCGUCGCAACAACCAGAGACCAAGUCAAAAAGAGAAAAUCAUCUCGACAUGGGCGUUCACACUGUUUGA